Molecule: messenger RNA, 3328 nt
Organism: Ochotona curzoniae (black-lipped pika)
Lineage: Eukaryota; Metazoa; Chordata; Mammalia; Lagomorpha; Ochotonidae
Gene: VPS26B
Product: VPS26, retromer complex component B
Exons: 6
Coding region: 225-1235 (336 amino acids)
Biological process (GO): retrograde transport, endosome to Golgi; intracellular protein transport
Cellular component (GO): retromer complex; endosome
Source: RefSeq, a predicted model, not a curated record
GGCUGGGCGGCUGGCUGGCUGCCGGCCACGCACCCCCGGCCCUGCGGGACUGCGCUGCCCAGGGCUGCACGGCGGAGCCCGGGCCGCCCCGCUCGGCGCAGUGCACGGGCGCUGCAGCCCACACUCGCUGACUGCCCCCGGGGGUCGCCCCCCGGCCGGCCACCGCAGCCAGGCCGCGCGGCCCUGCAGCCUGCCCGCGCGCCCCGGCGCGGCCCCGCGGGGAGAUGAGCUUCUUCGGCUUCGGUCAGAGCGUGGAGGUGGAAAUCCUGCUCAACGAUGCGGAGAGUCGGAAACGGGCCGAGCAUAAGACGGAGGACGGGAAGAAGGAGAAAUAUUUUCUCUUCUACGACGGGGAGACCGUCUCCGGCAAGGUGAGCCUUGCGCUCAAGAAUCCCAACAAGCGGCUGGAGCACCAGGGCAUCAAGAUCGAGUUCAUCGGGCAAAUCGAACUCUACUAUGACCGUGGGAACCACCAUGAGUUUGUGUCUCUGGUGAAGGACCUGGCUCGGCCUGGAGAGAUCACCCAGUCGCAUGCCUUUGACUUUGAAUUCACACACGUAGAGAAGCCGUAUGAGUCCUACACAGGCCAGAAUGUGAAGCUGCGCUAUUUCCUUCGAGCCACCAUCAGCCGCCGCCUCAAUGAUGUUGUCAAAGAGAUGGAUAUCGUAGUUCACACGCUCAGCACGUACCCAGAACUGAACUCAUCGAUCAAGAUGGAGGUUGGCAUUGAGGACUGCCUACACAUUGAGUUCGAGUAUAAUAAAUCCAAAUACCACCUGAAGGAUGUCAUUGUAGGGAAGAUAUACUUUCUACUGGUGAGAAUCAAAAUCAAACAUAUGGAGAUAGACAUCAUCAAGCGGGAGACCACGGGCACUGGCCCCAACGUGUACCAUGAGAAUGACACGAUAGCCAAGUACGAGAUCAUGGAUGGGGCGCCAGUGCGAGGAGAGUCCAUCCCGAUCCGGCUUUUCCUAGCAGGGUACGAGCUCACACCCACCAUGCGAGACAUCAACAAGAAGUUCUCUGUGCGCUAUUACCUCAACCUGGUGCUGAUAGAUGAGGAAGAACGACGCUACUUCAAGCAGCAGGAAGUGGUAUUGUGGCGGAAGGGUGACGUCGUUCGCAAGAGCAUGUCCCACCAGGCAGCCAUUGCCUCACAGCGCUUCGAGGGCACAACCUCCCUGGGUGAGGUGCGGACACCCAACCAGCUGUCUGACAACAAUAGCAGGCAGUAGGCCCCCAGGGCCAGAAGCUGCUGGGCUGCACCUCAGCACCCCCAUCUACUAAACACCAGCAGCUGGGGGAGGGAGAGCAUGGGGUGAGACUCAGCUGACUGCUACUGGCAACCUGAAAACAAAUCAUGUUUUUGACUUUAUUUUCUCUGGAGGACCUAAGGGGCAUGGGUGGGGAAGCAGCCUCCUUACGAUUCCACGGCUGGUAGGGGGUUGGGUGGUACAGCGUUCCAGAGGAGUCAGCCUUCUGCUAAGGUCCUCCUUGUGGGGUAACCUCCUGUCUUAACAGAAGGAAGGCAGUAAGCAUGCAUUCUUGUCUCCCGGCUGUUGGAGCUUCCUAAUUCAGGGUCCACAGUUGUCCCUGGGAUUCUGAGCCACCCAUGGGGCCCUGGGUGGUCACGUCCUAUACUUCCCUCUGCUGUCCCCGAGGCAGUGGCAGAAGGAGGUGGGUCUCCCCUUCCUGACUUGUUGGGGGACGGGGAGCCUCAAGAUCGGGAAGCUACCUCUUUGGGAGUUUGUAUGUGGUGCUUUGAAGUCUCCACAAGCCACCUUCCUUCUGGCCUCCCUCUGCGGGGACCCGGGCACAUGCCUUCUCCACCUUCUCCGGAUCGUCGCUAAUGUCCUGGGGCAGAAGCCAGGAGAGGGAUCCUUCACCCAAAAGAAAUGCAGCAGCGUGAAGCCCAGGAUGUGCAGCCAGACGCCCUGCGGAAGAAGGGGUCAGUGCACAGCAAGUGUUGCCUUCACUGUGUGGCCGCUCCACUUGGGAACCUCCCAGUCCGAUGGUUAAGGAGUACUGCUUGUUGUACCCCAACAACCCUAAACAGGAUGGUCUGUCUUCUGUAACAGAUCCUAGGAAGGGGCUGUGGUCCCUUGGUCUCCCAAGAGCAGACCCUCAUCGCUCUCUGCCCUCAUUUCACUUCUUGGAUUGGGGCUUGCAGAGUUUUCUGUUCUUAACUCCCACCUCAAGCCCCUGCACCCCUCAACCUGUAAAGUUAAGGGAGGGAGAUGGGGGCCUUGGCUGAUGAUUCUGCCCGCCCAACUUCUGAAUAAUUAUGCUUGCCAAAUUCUGUCUUCAUCUUCCUCAGCUGACUGACCCAAGUCUGUAAACAUUGGUAUUUUUCAUUUGAAAACACAUGAAGCAAACAAUCUGGUAUACUUUGUUAUGCUAGACAGGAAGGCACUUUUCCCUCUGUUCCUCUGGGCUUGGGCCUUGACUCCUAAAGUUGCUAAUAAUCCUUUUCUGCACCACCUUGGAAUGGCCAGGAGUCACCCUCCUUUUGGCCUUUCUUUUCUUAUAGAAAGGCCAAGCUGACCUGCUGGACAGGAAGUCCAAUAUUUGGCGGUCUAAGUUUGCAGUAAUUUGGAAAGUACACAGGUUGGUUCCUGUGUUGUCUUUCCAUUAGUGCGGAACUUGAGGAUCUCCCCUUUUCUUUAGGAAUCAGGGUUGGGCUCUUGGAUCAGAGAGGAGACUUGGUUGGGACAGCCUUGGGCAAUACAUGAGGCUGGGGGCAACAAGGGCCUGUUCCUCCACAUUGGGCCAAAUUCAGCCGCGAUACACAAUCUCUGGGGGACGGAAGCAUACAUCCUGCUGCCGUCGGUGACCGAGGCAAGACUCGAAUGUAGGAAGGAGGCGGGUUCUGUGUGCCCUGGCCUUUUCAGAGUCCAGGAGCCUUCCUCUUAAUUGCUGGUAUUCUUCACUAGAAAACACUUGUCCAUUCCUCUGCCUACCAACUGACAACAUAAGCUCUUCGUCCGGCUUCCCUAACACUUUCAACCUUUCUCCGGGGAGAAUUAGAAUAUAGAAUUGCUUUCUCUCAGGAGCGGUGUACAAGCCAGGUCUUUUGUUUUCUUGUACUCUACCCCCAUUCUACUUGUCUGUCCAACUGUGAAAGUGAGGGGAGCCUUCUGCCCCACCCUCCUUUAAGGUCCCCGUUCCUGGGAGGGCUUAGGUACUAAACCAAGCAGUGCAACUUGUAAUUAAGCAGCUGCAGUGUUUACAUGUUUCUUAAUGUGUUGUCUUUUCAAUGGCUGUAUUUAAAAGAACACCUGUUUUAAUGGUCUAAUUAAAGGAGGCCCCUGUGGCUUUGGAAGCAUUG